UAUACACUGAGUUGAUGUAUUUAAAAAUAUUGAUUUUAAUAUAAUUUUAAUUUUAGUAAGUAUUAUAUUUAAUGGAUUUCAUUAAAACGCUGAAGAAGAAGACGGAAGCCAAAAUUGCCGACAUCAAAUCGGAUUUUAGCAACUCUUCUACCCUUCCAAAAUGUAAACCAAAUUUCGACUAUAAAUCUCUAAAUAUUUCUACGGAUAUCGGUCCUCACAUGACCGAAUAUAUAUAUGAAAUGGACUUUGAUUUGCGAGACUUUUUAAAAAAGUAUAAUUUGAUUUAUCCAUGCACUGAAUCACAAUCCAAUUCAUUUGUUGACUUUCAGAUCAGUUCUUUAACAUCUAUGAGGAAGUUGUUGCUUGACAUGCCCGUUGUUGAGAAUGUUUCUGAGGCUACAAAGACUAAGAGGUCGAAACUACAUAGUCACCAACCAGUGAAAGAGCUUACACUUGAAGAACUUUACUACUGUAACGAUUUAGUUCUCUUCAGGUUCCUUAGAACUUAUGACUAUAAACCAGAAAAAUCAUUAAACGCACUUUUAAAAACACUAGCAUGGAGAAGGACUAGAGAUCCAAUGAGAUUAAAGCCAGAAGUAGUACACCCAGUACUAUAUAAAAAUUUACUAUAUAGAAGAGGAUUUGAUUAUUACGCAUCACCAAUUAUAUAUUUCAGACCUAUAAAUGAGACAGAUGCUACGCUGGAAUUACAUGUUUUGGGCCUUUAUUAUGUUUUGGAAAGGGCUUUACAGACAUGUUUGAUAUCACAGGGGAAUGAUAAGGUGUAUGUUAUUGUGGACCUGAAGGACUGGUCGCUGUCAAGACUACCACCAAUGGAACUUGUUAUAGAAACUGCCAGAGCACUUGUCGAUCACUAUACUGAGACUAUAGAUGAGAUUUUAUUUGUUGACCCUCCGCCGUUGAUUGAUCCUGUAUAUCAGAUGGUGAAGUGUGUCAUUCCAGCAUCGACAACUAAGAAACUAGUUUUCAAAUCGAGAGGACCAAAAUUAUUUGAAUAUCUAAGGUCGAGAAUCCCGCCAUGUUUUCUUGAAAAAUCUCUAGGCGGUUCAUGUGAACCUGAGAUGGAUUUUCAAGAUUACUGGAAGGUCGAGGAAUCGCAAUUUGAGCUUUUUCAAAACAAAAUCGACGAGUGGAUUAGAGAAAACAAGAGCAAAUAUUUAAAACGAAACUCUGAGCUUUAGUUUCUUAAAAAAUAAAAAAAUAAUAUUUUAUAAUAUUUUAAUUUCC
This is a messenger RNA of Theileria parva strain Muguga, 1248 nucleotides long. RefSeq names its product CRAL/TRIO domain protein (gene rsc5). Gene Ontology annotation, molecular function: phosphatidylinositol transfer activity. The record is from RefSeq and is a predicted model, not a curated record. The coding region runs from base 72 to 1202 and encodes 376 amino acids. The transcript is spliced from 2 exons. NCBI's taxonomy places the organism in Eukaryota, Apicomplexa, Aconoidasida, Piroplasmida, Theileriidae.